AUGCCAAAUCGUCAUAUACUCUAUGAAGAUGAAUUGAAGUUAAAACAACGUCAACUUGAAAGUACCUUACAAACUGUUGCAAAAACAUUAUAUUAUGAUCGUAAACUUCAUCCAAGUAUUCGUAAGCUAAUACGAGCAAAUGAUUCGAAUUUAUGUCCAAUUCGAGAUAUCGAACAAACGUCAUCGACCCACGAAUAUAUGACAUCAUGUAUGGCUGAUUUGGGUAAAACACGUUCGGGUGAGAUUGCAUUGGGUUUGGCAAAUAAACCAAUUUAUGAAAACGACGAUGAUAAAGAUAAAUAUAUGAUACAUGUUUUACCAAUGUACGAUGUUGAUAUCUACAAAAUGAGAGAUCGUCAAAUAGUCAGACAUUAUGAAGAAUUUCUUCGACAAGAGGUAAAAAAUGUAUCGUCCGUUGAUGAUGUCCUACAUCACUGGCGUCCAAUAAAAAUUUUUACAAAUAAAAAGGAUGAAAAAUUAGUUACUAUUGGUUAUCACGAUGGAAAACAUGAAAAUGAGAAUCCAAAACAACGUUUAUUUGAUUAUUUUGAUAAUGGACCGGGUAAAGAAUGCAAAAUUGAUUAUCUAUUGUAUGAGAAAAGAAAUCAACGAUGGCCUAUGAUUAUUGACAGUGCUAAAUAUGAAUUGAUAAUUGGUAGUGAAACAAAACCAUUUUAUCAUCAAUUAUUUGGAAUGAAGUAUCAUGUCGAUAUUAACUCAUUUGGAAUAAGAAAUAUUCCAUCGUACGAAACAAUCUAUGCUGAAGCAUUAAAACUGUGUAAUUUAGAACCAGCAUCAUCUAUAUUUUUACACUAUUUUUGUGAUAUAGGUGUGUUACCAAUUUUAGCUAGUCAAAAUGUGAAAGAAUGUUACGCAUAUGAUCCGAAUAAUAGUGCAAUUCAAACAUGCCUUUUAAAUCAAAAAUUGUAUCCUCACACUAAUGAAAUAAAAUUUGACUUAUGUCGUUCACAUGAGAAUCUCAAAGAAAAACUUGACAAUAUUGUAAAAACCUUAACAAAAGGAACAUCAUUAACAUGUGUUUUUGGACCACCAAGAAUGGGUGUGGAUCGAGCAACUCUUAAACAAAUACACCAUAUGGCUAGUGUUUUACGUCAAUGUGAAAGUGUCGAUCGUCUAAUUGUCAUUUUAAAGAAUCUUAAUUCACCCACUUUACAUCUAUUAUAUACUUUGUCUGGUGGUGAAAGUAAUGCUCAAAAAAUUUAUGGUCAUCCAUUUAAACCUGUGCUCUGUAUUCCUUUUGAUUCAAAUGCAAGAACGGGACAUCUUCCCGAUAUCUGUUUAAAACAAUUUUCAUUAAAAUUUUGUUUCAAUUAUUUCUGUGAAUUUUAUCCAUCAAUGACAUCAAGGUUAAAAAUGCAAAAGAAAUUAUUACAAAUAUUUUUAUUAAUUCCCAAACUUUUUAAACAAUAUGCUAUUUAUGAUGUGAAAAGGAAUUCAUUCAAUUUUAAGAAAUUACUUCGAAGAAAAAAACGAUUUUUAUUUUCAUCAGAAUUUGAUGCUAAUUCAUUGAAAGACAUUAUAAAUGGAUUUGAACAGUCUAACUAUGACAUUGAUUAUUAUGAUAAUGGUAAAGAGACUGAGUCACAAGUCACCAUUAUAGCCCAACGAAAAACAACUGAAAAAAAACGAAAGAAAACUACAAAAUCGACCACAAUCAAAGCUAUUGUACGAUCAAAACAUUCGUCUGAUACCGUAUUCAUUAUCAUUAUUAUUGUUGUACUGUUAGUUGCUAUAUUUCUUCCUAUUAUAAUUGGUGGAUACAUUUUCUAUCUGAAUUGGAGUAGACAAGGACGAAUUUGUAAACUAGUUCCUAUUGAAUUUCUCGCAAAAGACUCCAUCAGUGAAUUGACACCGUCGACAAGCACGCAGUCAUCAAUAAUAAAAACAGUAAUAGAAGAGUAA
Didymodactylos carnosus is the source of this 1923-nucleotide messenger RNA. The record is from the annotation of a GenBank genome assembly. NCBI's taxonomy places the organism in Eukaryota, Metazoa, Rotifera, Eurotatoria, Philodinida, Philodinidae.